Gaeumannomyces tritici R3-111a-1 is the source of this 1587-nucleotide messenger RNA. RefSeq lists its product as hypothetical. Gene Ontology annotation, molecular function: sulfide:quinone oxidoreductase activity; FAD binding. The transcript has a single exon. Gene Ontology annotation, cellular component: mitochondrion. Lineage: Eukaryota; Fungi; Ascomycota; Sordariomycetes; Magnaporthales; Magnaporthaceae. Bases 179 to 1540 code for a protein of 453 amino acids. The record is from RefSeq and is a predicted model, not a curated record.
GCCGCCGCCUGGAAAACUGCGCACAGUGGUGCCAGCGGCUGAGCGACAAAGCGCGUGGCGGGUCGAGGCUGGAGCUGGGCGUCAGGAAAAAACCGCCAGCCAGGCUCGACCUGCCUCCUUCAAGCUGCCAGCCCCAAGAAAAACAGACCAGCUGUUUACCCAAUCCACGUGGAUCAAAAUGCUUCCUCCUUCGGCCGUGUGCGCUACCCGCGCAGCCAGUUGGGCCCGGGCAGCUAGCCCCAGGAGCUGGGUGAUACGCGGCAUGGCAACCGCCGCCCCCGUGGCCCCGGCCGCCCGCGCCCACAAGGUCGUCGUCGUCGGCGGAGGCACCGCUGGCAUGUGCGCAAGCCACCAGCUGCUCCUGAGCGGCAGGUUCGCCCAGGACGACAUCGCAAUCGUCGACCCCGCCGACUUCCACCACUACCAGCCAGGCUGGACGCUGGUGGGCGGCGGGCUCAAGACCAGGGAGGAGCUGCGCAGGCCGCUCAAGAGCCUGGUCAACGACAAGCUCAAGUACUACAAGGAGGCCGUCGGCUCCUUCAGCCCUGACGACAACUCGGUCACGCUCGCCAACGGCGACAGGCUCUCGUACGAGCACCUCGUCGUCGCGCCCGGCAUCAAGAUCGACUACUCGAGCAUCAAGGGCCUGGCCGACGCCCUGGCCGACGACGCCCUGCCCGUGUCCAGCAUCUACGGCUAUGACACGUGCGCCAAGGUCUUUCCCAACAUCCAGGCACUAACGAGCGGCGCCGCCAUCUUCACCCAGCCCGCCGGCGUUAUCAAGUGCGCCGGCGCCCCGCAAAAGGCCAUGUGGCUGGCCCUCGACCACUGGAAGCGCGCGGGGCUGUACAACCCUGCCGACCCGGCAUCGUCGCCCAUCAGCAUCACCUUUGCCACCGGCCUGCCCUCCAUGUUCGGCGUGCCAAAGUACAGCGCUGCGCUCGAGAAGCUGCGUGUCGAGCGCGGCGUCGAGGGCUUAUUCCAGCACGACCUUGUCGAGGUCAACGGUACCACGGCCACCUUUGCCGUCGCCGGGUCCUCUGACAAGGUGACGCGCAAGUUCGGCCUGCUUCACGUCGUGCCCAAGAUGGGCCCCCACGCCUUUGUCAAGAACAGCCCGCUGGGCAACGAGGCCGGCUACGUCGAUGUCGACGACGCCACGACGCGCCACAAGAAGUACCCCAACGUUUGGUCCAUCGGCGACGCCUCCAGCCUGCCGACCUCCAAGACGGCCGCCGCCAUCACGGCCGAGUCGCCCAUCAUGGUUAAGAACAUGCUCCUGGCCAUGGACGGCAAGGGGCCGCAGUCGAGCUACGACGGCUACACUUCGUGCCCGCUGCCCACCGAGUACGGCAAGGUUAUGCUGGCCGAGUUCAAGUACGCGGGCGUGCCCAAGGAGACUUUUGCCUCGAUCCUGGGCGACCAGGCGGAGCCCAAGCGGGCAUUCUACUACCUGAAGAAGGACUUUUUCCCAUGGGUUUACUACAAAUCCAUGGUUAAAGGGACGUGGGGAGGGCCCAAAGGCUGGAGAAGCGAGUAAAACAAGAAAAAGAAGACGAAAAAAAAAGAUGAGGGUGGGGGUUUUCU